GAGGACUCACAUGGUCCUGCCGCAGCAGAGCACAUACCACCGGGACUCUCCAGACCUCUUACUCUCAGCUCACCCUCAUUCUUCUUCUUCUUCUUUUUUAUUUAAAUUCUCCGUUUUUCUUUUAUUUGCCUCCCCGCAUCCUUCCUCCUCCCGCAGCCCAGUGUCGGUCAGACUUGGGCCGGUAAAGCAGCGCCAUGGCUCGGGAGAACGGAGACACCGGCAGAGGAGAGACGUGGAAAAAACAAGUCGACGACAUCAAGAAGAUUUUCGAUUUUAAAGAAGUCCUCGGCACAGGAGCGUUUUCUGAGGUAGUCCUGGCCCAGGAGAGGCUGACUGGCCGGAUGUUUGCGGUGAAGUGCAUCCCUAAAAAGGCUCUGAAGGGGAAGGAGAGCAGUAUCGAGAACGAGAUCGCCGUCCUUAGGAAGAUCAAGCAUGAGAACAUUGUGGCGCUGGAGGACAUCUACGAGAGUCCUGACCACCUGUACCUGAUUAUGCAGCUAGUGUCCGGCGGCGAGCUGUUUGACCGAAUCGUGGAAAAAGGUUUCUACACAGAGAAAGAUGCGAGCAAGCUGAUCCGACAAGUCCUGGACGCUGUGAACUACCUGCACAAGAUGGGCAUUGUACACCGAGACCUGAAGCCAGAGAACUUGCUGUAUUUUAAUCCCCAAGAUGAGUCAAAGAUCAUGAUCAGCGAUUUUGGCCUUUCCAAGAUGGAAGGCAGUGGUGACGUAAUGUCCACUGCCUGUGGCACGCCGGGAUACGUGGCUCCAGAGGUUCUCGCCCAGAAGCCAUACAGUAAAGCAGUGGACUGCUGGUCCAUUGGAGUGAUCGCCUACAUCCUGCUGUGUGGUUACCCUCCGUUCUACGAUGAAAACGACUCCAAGCUGUUUGAACAGAUCCUGAAAGCCGACUACGAGUUUGAUGCACCAUAUUGGGACGACAUAUCGGACUCUGCCAAGGAUUUCAUUGGCAGUUUGAUGGAAAAAGAUCCAACCAAGCGUUUUACCUGUGAACAGGCACUCAGACACCCAUGGAUUGCUGGAGAUACAGCACUCUGCAAGAACAUCCAUGAGUCAGUCAGCCGACAGAUCAGAAAGAACUUCGCCAAGAGCAAAUGGAGGCAAGCGUUCAAUGCCACCGCCGUGGUUCGGCACAUGAGACGUUUGCAGCUUGGCAGCAGCAUGGGGAGCAGCAUGGACGCCUCCAACCCACCGACCAGGCCAAGCCAGACGCAGAAGCCAGUCCAGGCAGGUCAUAACCAGCCAGCUCCGAGCCAAAACACCGGCCAGGCGACGCAGAGCCAGAGUGCUAACACAUCCGCCAGUAAAAGCUCUUCCACAGACAACAACAUAGCAGCUCCUCGCAAGGAAUGUGUAACUGCACCGGUCACACCCUGCAGUCUGGCGUCCGCAGCUUCUUCUCCCGCUGCCGGGGCGGAGCUGAACCGGCCACAUCCCACAGCGGUUCCCGCCCCGGUCCUCACAGAAACCAAGUGACGCCAGGUCCCGCGGGGAACCAGCUGGGAGGCCACAGCGCUGUGAGGCAGAGAGACGGAAAGAGACGGAGGACGACAGGAGAGGAAGAGGAUUUCCACUCUUCUUCUUCUUCUUCUUCUUCCUCUUUCUUCCCUCUCCUCCCUGCACCCCACCCCCACCCCCUGCCCCUCCCAGCCAAUUCCCCGCCCUGCUCCCGGGAGAGCAGAGGACUUUACCUCCGCCCCACCAAUUCAAGCCACACAGCGCCAUACCGUACGCCCACCACCAACCCGUCACUUUCGGAUUCCUCCUGCCACAGCAACAGCUCAGCCACCGACUCUCGUUGAGGGUGUUUGUGCGGCCAGCUGUGGUUGCUGUUUAACGAUAAAUGGGUUUCGACUUUUACAAGCUUGAGCAGUAACUGGUGGUUCACGGUGGGGCUGGUGGUAUCUUAUUCGGUGUCAGUCAACAUCAACUUCCCUCUUGAAUCUGGUCUUUCCUACACAACUUUAUUUAGCUUCUUUUUUUUUUUCUUUUCAAAUUGGGUUUGACUGUUGGCAACUGGAUUGUUUCAUUGUUUAUUAUUACUGUUAACUUUAAAGGUGGUAUGUGUAACUUAUAAAAAGUAAACAUCAUUGUCAAAUUGAUAGUGCUACUUUGGUAUAAUCACUGUAAAUAAAUAAAACCAUGGCAAAGACUAUUGGUCGCCUUUACCUCAUACUAAUUAACAGCUGUUACCUGUGCAAGCAUUCCUUCAGAUUAAGACCCCAUUUUCCUUAACCUGCUUGUUUCUUAUUGUUUCCACCAUCAAGAAAACCUCUGAAUGCUUUGGGUCUGUUUGCUCUGGAACAACAGCACCCUCUUCCUGUUAUGUGCCAUAAUCCAAUCCAGCAGAUUCCUGUCCAAAUCUGAACUGUAGACAACAUAAAUGCAAAGCAGAGGUUAACAAGACUGCUUAUUGAUGACCUGAUUUGUUUACGCUAAUUUUACUAAUAUAACAAACUAAUGUGACAAUGAUUCUAUUGUUAUAAUGCUACAUAUAGCACCUUUAAGACAUUUUAUAUGUCCUUAUGGGUUUCUUUGUUUGUUUGUUUGUGCUCUAAGAAAUGCUUUAAAAGUACCAUACGACUGUUGAGACAUGUAAACACGUGUAAGCGCUUUAUGUAUUUUGCACAGAGAGGGUCAAAUAUUUCUCAGACAUAGAUUAGUCACCAUCCACUUGUGUUUAUCAGAGUGUAGAGAUUGUAUAAACCUAUAACCCAGAGUGGAUGUCCGAGCGUUGUACAGCUUGUUUAUUGUUUGAAAGAUUCCGAUUUGUUUCUUAUUUUCUUACUUUAUAAGAUUUUUAUAACAAUCGUCCUUUAGGGGACACACAUACAGGUUACAACAAAACAUGCAGUAGGUUUAGGAUAGGAUAGAUUAGAUAGAGGUUUCUACAGGAAAACUGCCUCCAGUGGAGAAUGUUAGCAACUGCAUGAUAGCUUGCCCUUUGAUUUCCCAAACUAAACAGCCACGAGCAGAGGAGUGCCGUUUCAUGGUUGCAAACAAUGUCUGAGAUAUUUUACUGCCUCCCACGUGGGUCCUAAGAGUAUAUGACCUGUAUGGACACUAAACCCAAGGUGAAGAAGCUGCUGCCUGCCGCUGUCCCUUUCCCCCCCCCCCGAAGAAGCCAUGUUCUCACCUUUUCACAUCGUCAAGCUGCACCCAGUUCAGAAGUGCUCAGGGAAAACUGCGGCUGCACUGUGAGCUGGAGAGUACCGAAUUCCUUAUUUAGGUUUUUCUAUCUGUUUUCAGUUCAGGCAUUGUGGCAUCACAAUUAACGAUCCAGGAGACAUUUGUCUUUGUGGCAGUAUUGUAUGUACUUGAAUACUGAAGACUCAAGACUUGGGUUCAGACUAUUCCACCAAGGACUCCAAGGUGUUUUGGACUAGAUCAUCUGACACAGUUUGUGCAAGUUGUUCCACUGUUUUGGCUAUUCUGCUUUGUUGAUGCAAUCCCCAAGUCUGGAACAGCAGUUGUGGACGGAACCACCAAAACUACAUGGGUGGUAGGUUAGCCCUUGGUUCUCGCAGUUAGAGAAAUGCUUCAACACUGGCAGAUUUCAAGUAUUGAUUUCAUUAUGAGCAGCAAAGACAAAAUAUUUUGUUUGCAAAAAGAUUCCCAUCAUUACCUACCUGCUUCCAGAUGUUGCAGAGUUCUGAAAAAAUCCAAUGUGUCCCAAUUGCCUCAUGGGCCAGCAGUCCUUUACUGUAAGCUACUGACUUGACUUGAUGGUGUUCACUGAGCCAUGUGAAGUUGUGCAUGUGGUGUUAGACACUGUGUUUCCCCCAAAUUCUUCUCAACAAUUUUACUUAAUCUCAAGGUUGGUUAACAGUACAGGAUAACUCUUAGAAAAUUUAUCUGCCUGCAUAACUUUGCUGUCCAAGUGGGGCAACAGAUCAUUUUUGGUCAGUUUCUGGACUAUUUAAGGUUUUCAUUAUGAAACAGAAUGAUGCAAGUCCACAGCUUGGAGUGCCUUUUGAACUGAUAAUCUGAGUUUAAUAUGACUGCCUGACUUUGUUUUAAUUUGUUGCUGGUAAAACACUGACUUCGCUCAAAUGUUAUCUUCUCACGACUCUGACAUGACGACAGUAGCUUAGAAUGUGUCACUGGUUGUAUAGGCCUCUUAGAUAUAGCUCAGAAAGCAGAACUGUACACUGUUGGCUGUUCACUCACACAUAUCAGAUUGUCUUGUCUUUAUCAGAUGCAAUUCUACUGAUCCCUUUAUUGUGAAUUGUUGCCAAAGACCAGCGCUAGUUAGGACCACAACUGGGUUCUACUUGAUGAAUUGGUUCAAACAGAUCUAGUCAGAUAGAAAGCUGUGUGAGACACAAUUGAACUAAAAAUAAGGGCUGAACUCCAGCUGCGAAUUAAUCUGGAGAAAAAUUUAUUGAGCUUUGAUCCCUUCCUAAUCUGUGGCCGUAUACCUUUUUUUUAUUUUCUAGAGAGAGCGGUGCUGAAAAGUAUUAUUAUUCACAGAGCUUGUUUUGAUCUGUAUGGCAUGGCAGAUGAGUGUGAGACCACAGCUGGAUGAAAGUCAAAGUGGGGUAAAAAUGACAGUAAAUCAAAGCUUACUGGAAUUCAUUUCUGGCUUGCUGCCUCAUUGUGUGUAUUAAGCUCUACCUUUUUGGCACUGAUGUUGACUAAAGCAAACCAUGACUAGACAUUCAUAAAUGCUAUCCAAUCUAAAUCUCUUCACUUGUGUUCUCUAACAGCAGCGCCUUCUUUCUUCAAUAACCUGUACAGAUACUAUUCCAGUAUGUUUUUCCAGGAUUUUUUGCUCUUUCUCACUGUUUACUAAUCAAUAAUGUGUUAGUUACUGUUAAUACUUUAGCUCUUAGCCCAAAGCCCAUCGGCUCCAACUGAAGACAUAAAUCUCUAAGAAUGAGUCACAUAAAGUUAGAUUUGUUUAAUUUUUAUUUCCUAAAACACCUGGGUACUGUAUAAAACAUUACUUUAUUAGAAGUAAAAAAAUGCAUUUGUUAGGGACUAUUUUCUGUGGUGGAUGAACACACAUUUGUUGCACAAGUAAGUCUUUGCAGCAGCACAACAGUGUAUGACUUAAUAUAAAUGACAGCGACUGUGAUCAUACUAAUAAAACAUUGAAAAUUU
Messenger RNA from Scatophagus argus, 5126 nucleotides. It is a transcript of the gene camk1da, whose product is annotated as calcium/calmodulin-dependent protein kinase 1Da. The transcript has 11 exons. Gene Ontology annotation, cellular component: intracellular anatomical structure; cytoplasm. NCBI's taxonomy places the organism in Eukaryota, Metazoa, Chordata, Actinopteri, Scatophagidae. The record is from RefSeq and is a predicted model, not a curated record. Gene Ontology annotation, biological process: peptidyl-serine phosphorylation. Gene Ontology annotation, molecular function: calcium/calmodulin-dependent protein kinase activity; ATP binding; calmodulin binding. The coding region runs from base 195 to 1496 and encodes 433 amino acids.